GUCGUCGUCACUGUCUUCGUCAUCAUGAGGAGAUCCUCUUACGUGAACUACUACGUCUUGUGCCUCGUGUGCUGGAUUCUCCUGGGCAUCACUGGGGUGAGCACAAGGUCUCAUUCGUUGGUGAAGAGGUUCGACGGGAUUUACACGGGUCCCUAUUUCGACGCGAACACUCCGACGAACGUCACAGCCCAGUUGGGGAGGCAUGCGUACUUGCCGUGUAGAGUGCGGCAGCUCGGUAACAAAUCAGUAUCAUGGGUCAGAAGAAGGGACUCCCAUAUCCUCUCGGUAGAUAGAACCAUGUUUAUCCCGGACGAAAGGUUCCAGGCGCUUUUCGUAGACGCGGUGGACAGCUGGACCUUGCAGGUUAAGUACGUCCAGGAACGCGACGAAGGCGAGUACGAGUGCCAAAUCUCGACCGACCCGAAGAAAAGUCACAUCAUCAAGCUCAACAUCGUCGUGCCAAAGAUCGAGAUCAUAGGCGAUCGCGACAUGUAUGUAAAAACCGGAAGCACAGUCGCCAUACGGUGCAUAAUCAAGCAGUCCCUCGAGGGGCCGUUCUACGUUUUCUGGUACCACGAGGGCGACCGUGUCCUGGACAAUCAAUUGGGCAAGAUCGACAUCCAGACGGAGAGGAUCAAUAACGAUACGGUCAGCAGCCUCGAGAUCCGCAACGCGAGACGGGAGGACUCGGGCAAUUACACUUGCAGCCCGAGCAGUUUCGACAGCGCGAGCGUGCAGCUUCACGUGUUGAAUGGUGAGCAUCCAGCCGCGAUUCAAAGAGGGAUGAACUCCGCGCCGGGUGGCUGUCCGACGUUGUGGUGGCUAGCGGGCGUGGUGACGUUGUAUUCGAGUCACGGCAGCCGGCUGUUCGUCCUCGUCCUUCUGAUCGUCAUGGUCCUUUACUCGAAGAAUCCAUCGUACUUCGCGCCGGAACGAUAAUCAGGAACCGAUAGGAGGGACGGUGUCGAAUGAUGAUCGAUUAUCUCCAGCUACGAGACCCGGGGAAGGAAUCGCGUCCCCGAGGAACGCGCCUAGCCGCGUGAGGAAUCGCGACGGGAGAAGCACGGUGCGCGCGGACUUCCUAAGGAAUCGAUUUCAGGGCGGAGAGAGAAAAGGAACGAGC
Molecule: messenger RNA, 1123 nt
Organism: Dufourea novaeangliae
Lineage: Eukaryota; Metazoa; Arthropoda; Insecta; Hymenoptera; Halictidae
Gene: dpr4
Product: Down syndrome cell adhesion molecule
Exons: 5
Coding region: 25-939 (304 amino acids)
Biological process (GO): synapse organization
Cellular component (GO): neuron projection membrane
Source: RefSeq, a predicted model, not a curated record